This is a messenger RNA of Rotaria sp. Silwood1, 426 nucleotides long. The record is from the annotation of a GenBank genome assembly. Lineage: Eukaryota; Metazoa; Rotifera; Eurotatoria; Philodinida; Philodinidae.
AUGAAUAAAUCAAUACAACAGCAAACUACUAAUCCAGGGAAAGAAGUUGAACCAUCAACAAAUUCUUUUGUUGAUCAAGAUUUUGAUUCUAAUAUGCAUAUUAAUGAAAAUUUAUUAUUAGAAGCACAAAUCGAAUCAUCUCAUGCGACAUCAAAAAGUUCACAAAGUGAUAGUUCAUCACCAAAAACACCUAAAAGUCCAAUACAAACAACAACUUUGAUAUCUUCUUGGGAAUGGAGAUUUCUUCAUCCAAUAAAUCAAAAUUUAUAUGAUGAAGAUGAAGAAAAAAAAUUAAUUGAAAAAAAACAUAUGCGUUAUCUUAUUUUAAGUAAUUGUGCAAGUUUUAUACUUGGCAUGGGAAUAAUGUAUUUAUGUGUACGUCGUUAUCUUCGUAUGAAAACACCUUAUUUCUAUUCAUUAGAUUGA